UCUGACGUCUCGGGCAGACGCAGUGAAAAUGGCGACGAUAGUGUGCCUGUCGCGACGCGUGUCGCCGCAUGUACGUCAUUUUCGGGAUGUUUCGCGCGCGUAUACAUCGUGGCGAACCGACAACGGUUUCAGGAGGUUUCAGAAGAGCGUCGGACUACUGGCCGCCGCUUCCAUCACGUUCCUACUGGCGCAGCAAUAUUUACGACCGAAAGUGGUGCACGCCUUGAAGGCUCGCAAGAGAGAAGAUGAUUUACAUAAAGCAGUAAAAUUGACGACGAGGGAAAGGAGAUUCAUAAAAUUCGCAUCAGUGGCAUACGAUGGUCAACUGUACAUGACCCCGCAGGACUUCCUGGACAGUGUCAUUGAUGCCGAACCUCGACCGAGGCUAAAGAGGCGCGUGCUAACUGAUCAAGAGCUUGAAGUAAUGAGAAAUUCGACUUCUUCACUGUAUCAAGGAAGUACGCAUAUGUUCCGAAAUUUACGAGACAAAGGAAUUAUUUCUUACACGGAAUACCUGUUUCUUCUAUCCAUCCUAACGAAGCCGAAAACUGGUUUUCAAAUUGCCUUCAAUAUGUUCGACACUGACGGAAAUGAGAGAGUCGACAAAACUGAAUUUCUUGUGAUUCGUCGUUUACUCGGUGGCAGCCUAAAGGAACGAGAUCUAGAUGAGUCCACGAAACGUGCAUUACAUGCCAUAAUUUCCUCGAGCGAAGAUUUUCUAGGCAAGGCAAAGCUUCGCGAAGGUCGUCCGACUAACAAUAAAUCGAACGAGAUCAUCUCAAAUUCUUACAUGGAGAAGAUAUUCAGUCAUGCGUGGAGAGGACGCCAUGGAGGCGAAACUAAAGAGGAAUUAGAGCAAUUACAAGAACGCCAAAAAACGCCGGAAGAAAUUCAAGGACAAUUUAUCGAUGACGAUCAGGGUUUGCAACGACGUCACGCUGUGGAUACUACACUGAUGGUACACUUUUUUGGCAAAGACGGAACUAAUGAAUUAAAAUAUGAGGAUUUCAAACGGUUCAUGGAAAACUUACAGCACGAAGUAUUAGAGCUGGAAUUCCACGAAUUCAGCAAAGGACACAAUACCAUCAACGAAUUAGAUUUUGCUAAAAUUUUGUUACGAUACACAUACCUGGAGCCUGAUGAGUAUGAUAAGUACUUGGAUCGAAUGUUGGACCGAACGGAGUUGCAUAUUGGUAUCACAUUCGAAGAAUUCCGUCGCUUCUAUCAAUUUUUGAAUACUCUGGACGAUUUUUCUAUAGCAAUGCGAAUGUAUACAUUGGCUGAUCAUCCUAUAUCCAAAGACGAGUUUCAACGUGCUGUGAAGAUAUGUACAGAAUUGAUGCUUUCGAAGCACAUAAUCGAUACGGUAUUUGCAUUAUUUGAUGAGGACGGAGAUGGUCAACUUUCAUAUAAGGAGUUUAUAGCAAUUAUGAAAGAUAGAUUGCAUAGAGGUUUCAAGUCUCAACAACGCAACGAAGGUUGGGAAGCGUUUAAAUUCUGCGUGAAACAAGAGAUGAAAGCGCCCUAAAGAAACAAUCGAAGUGCCAUAUAAAAAAACCGUGAAUACCUUAAGAAAAAAUAAUACUAUUCGUUAUUUACUUAAAUUCUAUAUUACUGUUUUUAUUAUCGACUUCUUUCAUACAUU
Molecule: messenger RNA, 1645 nt
Organism: Linepithema humile (Argentine ant)
Lineage: Eukaryota; Metazoa; Arthropoda; Insecta; Hymenoptera; Formicidae
Gene: MICU3
Product: Mitochondrial calcium uptake 3
Biological process (GO): calcium import into the mitochondrion; mitochondrial calcium ion homeostasis
Cellular component (GO): uniplex complex
Molecular function (GO): calcium ion binding
Source: RefSeq, a predicted model, not a curated record